This is a messenger RNA of Asparagus officinalis (garden asparagus), 2152 nucleotides long. RefSeq names its product UTP:RNA uridylyltransferase 1. Bases 362 to 1906 code for a protein of 514 amino acids. Gene Ontology annotation, molecular function: RNA uridylyltransferase activity. The transcript is spliced from 6 exons. Lineage: Eukaryota; Viridiplantae; Streptophyta; Magnoliopsida; Asparagales; Asparagaceae. The record is from RefSeq and is a predicted model, not a curated record.
CCCGCCAAACCCUAACCCUAACCCUAACCCUAACCCUAACCCUAACCAUCGUCGUCAUCAGCAUCAACCCCUCCCCCAUGAAACCCUAGCCUUCAACCCCCAACGCGACCCCGCCGUCGCCUCCGUUGGCCCCACGUACGCCUUCGCCCCCCACGCCUUCCUCCGUCCUCGGCAGCACUCAUCUCCUCCUCCUCCUCCUCCUCCUGGAUUCUCCGGCGACCAACGCCACUGGGUCCCACCCGGCUUUCCUCCUCAGUUCUCCACUAGCCCGCAGCAGCGAGAUGGUAUCAAAACCCUAAAUCUUGAAUCUAGGGUUGGAGGCCGAGGAGGCAAUAAUAACCACUGGCAGAAGGCUAAUUCGAUGCAUCCGGAGCAUAGAGCACCGGUCCAAACAUCUGGAACACCGCCAGAGCGUGUUAGUAGCUUCAAUGCACAGUCUUUAAAGCACAAUGCAGAUAGAAUAAGGGGAGGUUACAACCAAAGGGAAGGAAAUUACACUCAAGGAGGAACUUCACUCCAUCUUCAUCAUCAACAGCAGCAGCAGCGAAAACACCAGUUAAAUAAGUCUGGAGGUGGUAUGAGAGGAGCUUAUUAUACCUCUGAAGAAUCAGUUAGAGAAAGGAAUUUUCAGCAACAAGAUGGUUUUGGGCCGUCAAGGAGGAGUUCAAAAGGUUCCGAUAAUUUGCCUGACAAGUUAGAGGAAGCAUUGGUGCUUAAUGAUGAUAGUACUGAAGUUAGUGUCGAGUCGCAUUCCAAAUCUUCGAGGGGUAAGGAUGUCAGAUUAGAUUUGUUCAGAGGACACUACGUUUCAAGCCAGCGAGUGAGGAUCCGCAGAAGAGAAUUGGAAUGCCGCUAUGACAUAGACGACAUGACACCCUUAUUCCUUGCAAUUUAUAGAUCUCUGAUACCAGCAGAAGAGGAAAAAGAAAAGCAGAAACAGUUAUUAGUCUCUUUGCGGAAAUUGGUCAACAAGGAAUGGCCUGAUGCUGAGCUUCACCUAUAUGGAUCUUGCGCCAACUCAUUUGAUGUCUCUAACAGUGAUAUUGAUAUUUGUCUUGCAAUUGACGAUAGCAAAAUGAGCAAGUCUGAGAUUUUGUUGAAACUGGCAGAUAUUUUAGAGUCAGACAAUCUCCAAAAUGUGCAGGCAUUAACUCGUGCUAGAGUGCCUAUUGUGAAGAUGAUGGAUCCUGUGACUGGUAUUUCUUGCGAUAUAUGCAUCAACAAUCUUCUAGCUGUUGCUAAUACAAAGCUCCUUAGGGAUUAUGCACAAAUAGAUGAAAGAUUACGGCAAUUGGCUUUUAUUGUGAAACACUGGGCUAAGUCCAGGGGAGUAAAUGAAACGUACCGAGGAACCCUUUCUAGCUAUGCGUAUGUAUUGAUGUGCAUUCACUUCUUACAGCAGCGCAAACCUGCAAUUCUUCCCUGUUUACAGGAGAUGGAAGCAACUUAUCUUGCGAAUGUAGAUGGCGUUCAGUGUGCUUACUUUGAUCAAGUUGACAGAAUCCGUCAUUUUGGUGCUCAAAACAAUGAAAGCAUAGCUCGUUUGCUUUGGGGUUUCUUUCAUUAUUGGGCAUACUGUCAUGAUUAUGCAAAUGAUGUCAUAUCUGUUCGUGCUGGACGAAACAUCAGGACGCUAUCACUCACCCUGGAAUGCUGCUUCUAUGACAGCAAGCAAUUGAAGGAUUGGACAAGGCGAAUUGGGAACGAUCGACAUCUGAUAUGCAUCGAGGAUCCAUUUGAAACCUCCCAUGACCUCGGCCGAGUUGUGGACAAGUACAGCAUCAAAAUUUUGAGGGAGGAAUUCGAGAGGGCAGCAGAUGUUCUCCAAUAUGAUUCAAACCCCAGUGUAACUCUUUUUGAGCCUUAUGUACCUAGGUCUCUCCAAAAUGGACUUCAGUCUGAUUGAGUUAUAGUUGUAGGUUAUAGUAAUAGCUUGGUUGAGUGCUUGGUUUGCAAUUCUCUCCUUGUAAUGUUUUUCUAUUUAUCUAGCGUCCUUUGCUCACGAGAGGAGCAAUUAUCGAAUUGCUCCUCUCAACUAAUGUGCAUAGUAAUGUGAUCCAGCGUUAUGACUCUGAAUUUCCUUAGCAAGUAAGGAAAGGUUCUGUAAGUUUAUUAUGUGGUGGUUAUCGCUUUUCUAUAGCUGGUCUUUGGU